CACUCUUUUAGAGAUUCAUCGAGGACACGCUUGUAUAAACACGGCUACUUAUCAAACCAAGAAUCCAAAGUAGACACACAGCUUUUAUUGGAAGAGGAGGUUGAGUUGCCCCAAACUCCACUACCAUUUCUUCCAAAGCCAGCUAAGCGCGCGUUCAGCCUCCGCUUCACCGGAGAUGCCACCCGAACCAGACGACUCAUCGGCGGCAUUCUCUACCGGCGCGUCAGGAAGCUACGUGAAGGUCCUUCAGGGCAGGUACGAGCUCGGCCGCGUCCUCGGCCGGGGCGCCUCGUCUAAGGUCUACCGCGCGCGCGACGUCCGCUCGGGAGUCUAUGUCGCCGUCAAGGCUGUCCGGAAGCCGCACCACCCGUGCUCGCCCGAAGACGCCGCGGCAGCGCGACGGUCAGUGGAGCGGGAGCUCGCCGCGCUCCGCCGCGUCCAGGGCCACCCACACGUCGUGCGCCUCCUCGACGUUCUGGCAUCCCGCUCCACCGUGUACCUCGUGCUGGACCUCGCACGCGGCGGCAGCGUCCAAUCCGCGCUGGAGGAAAGGGGACGAUCCGAGGAGCCGGCUGCCCGCCAGCUUUUUGGGCAGCUCGUCUCCGCGCUGGCGCACGCGCACGCGCGCGGCGUGUUCCACCGGGACGUGAAGCCGGAGAACCUGCUCCUGGACGAGCGCGGCGGACUCAAGCUCACCGACUUCGGGCUCUGCGCCUUCGCUGACCGUCAGCUCGGCGCAGACGGGCUCACGGCCACGGCCUGUGGGUCCCCUGCCUAUGUCGCUCCAGAGAUCCUCCUCAAGAAGCGCUACGACCCCGGCAUGGCCGACGUGUGGUCAUGCGGCGUCGUGCUGUUCUCGCUCACCGCCGGCUACCUACCGUUCAACGACGGCAACCUCAUGGGCAUGUACCGCAAGAUUUGCUCGGGGAAGUUCCAGUGCCCCAAGUGGUUGUCCUCGGAGCUCCGGUCCCUCAUUGGGAGGAUGCUGGAUCCGGAGCCUGAAAGACGCAUAAAGGUUGGAGAAAUCUUAAGCCACCCUUGGUUACAGCGAGAUGGCAUGUCCAUCCCAGUCGUUGCCUCUUCUCCUCAUCCUACACCAGAGGUGCUGAAAUGGGAAGCAGAAUCAGAGCUGCCAAGGGAGAUGAAUGCAUUUGAUAUCCUUACAUUCGCGUCAGGGUGUGACCUGAGCGGCUUGAUCGGGACUUUGCCAGAUAGGGAUCGAUUUGUUGUAUCGAGUUUGAGUAUAAAUGCCAGGUCAAUCUUGGACAAAGUUGAGGAGCUAGGGCGUGAAGAAGGGUUGUUCAGGAUGAGGAGGAAGGAAGAGGCAGGGUUUGGAGGGAUUCUAUUGGAAACAAUUGAUGGGAAAUUCGUCGCGCAAGCAAGUGUUCAUCUGCUGCACGAGGAAAUGUUGCUUGUUGAGGUUGAAAGAGCUAGCAACGAAGAGCUACCAAAAUUUUGGGAGAAACUUCAAUCAAGUCUUAAAUUCUUAACAAACUGAAUAUCAAGAUUGCCUAUUGGAGUAAUUGCGCUCAAGAGCCCCAUCCUCUUGCUAAUUGCCGUUCCUCCGCAUAAGAAGACACUGAUUUGAUACUGAUCGCAUCAGUAUGGAUGAGAUGGCUACUGACCAAAUUUGGAGCAGAAAUUGACCAAAUUUGGAGCAGAAAUUACCUGUGGUAGUUGAGGACUCUAUUGUAAAACCCUAGAUAUGGCUUUGUUUGGCUGCACUUCUAUCCACAUCAAUCCAUAUAUAUUAGAGUUAAAUAUUAACUAAUUUUCACAUC
This is a messenger RNA of Sorghum bicolor (sorghum), 1781 nucleotides long. RefSeq names its product CBL-interacting protein kinase 22. NCBI's taxonomy places the organism in Eukaryota, Viridiplantae, Streptophyta, Magnoliopsida, Poales, Poaceae. The record is from RefSeq and is a predicted model, not a curated record. The transcript has a single exon. The coding region runs from base 176 to 1498 and encodes 440 amino acids. Gene Ontology annotation, molecular function: ATP binding; protein kinase activity. Gene Ontology annotation, biological process: signal transduction; protein phosphorylation.